GAGGAGGACCAAUGGCCGACGGUGGCCGAUUUAAGACGGCGUCCAGGCGUUUGCCCAAAUCCACAUUUUGGGAGGGAGUGUCAGGCAGACGCAAUCAGCAGGAAUGCAAUAAAAUGAGCCAUGAAUUGUUGCCUGUGUAUUGGAAUUCACGAUUUGAGAAUGGUGCUGUGACCACUUUCUGCACUAAGGAUGAACAUUCAUUUCUUCUAAAACAGUAUAUCUGAUUAUUUGCUCCAUACACAUGCAUACCCACAAUACAAUGACCAGUUCUCAGGAACUCCUGAGCUGGUCUUCUUCUGCAACGAUUAUCAAUAAGAGUCUCAAUGAAGAUAAAUGUUUAAAUGGGAUGCAUGGGGAAUGCAUACCGUCUGGUGUCCAUCCUUCAUCUGAAGAUAUAGAAGAGGGAAGAGAAAGGGGGUUGCCUCACAACAAUGCAUCAGACAAUAUAAAUAGCCCAGUGCCCACAACAGUAUUAACCAGCGUGAGUGAAGAUUCCAGGGACCAAUUUGAAAAUAGUGUGCUCCAGUUAACUGAACAAGAUUUAGAAACUACUGUUCAUCAGGGCAAUGAUAACAAUAUAAGUGGACAGAACAACCAUGGAACUGAAGACAUCAAAAUCCAAUUUAACAGACAAGGAAGCGGAAAUGGUGGCUUUCUUGAGGGACUUUUUGGCUGUUUAAAGCCAGUAUGGAAUAUUAUAGGGAAAGCCUAUUCUACUGACUACAAACUACAACAACAAGAUACAUGGGAGGUUCCUUUUGAAGAAAUAUCUGAGCUGCAGUGGUUGGGCAGUGGAGCACAAGGAGCUGUUUUUUUAGGCAAAUUUCGAACAGAGGAAGUGGCCAUCAAGAAAGUGAGAGAGCAGAGUGAAACUGAUAUCAAACAUCUGAGGAAGCUGAAACAUCCAAACAUCAUUGCUUUCAAGGGUGUUUGCACACAGGCGCCCUGCUACUGUAUAAUAAUGGAAUACUGUGCACAUGGACAAUUGUAUGAAGUGUUGCGAGCAGGUAGAAAGAUAACACCUCGUUUGCUUGUAGACUGGUCCACUGGAAUUGCUAGUGGAAUGAAUUAUUUGCAUCUCCAUAAAAUUAUCCACAGAGAUCUCAAGUCACCCAAUGUAUUAGUUACCCACAAUGAUACGGUGAAAAUUUCUGAUUUUGGUACUUCUAAAGAACUCAGCGAUAAGAGUACAAAAAUGUCCUUUGCAGGAACAGUUGCUUGGAUGGCCCCAGAAGUGAUUCGUAAUGAACCUGUUUCUGAAAAAGUAGAUAUAUGGUCAUUUGGAGUGGUUUUGUGGGAGCUUCUCACUGGAGAAAUUCCAUACAAAGAUGUAGACUCUUCAGCCAUCAUCUGGGGUGUAGGUAGUAAUAGUUUACAUCUUCCUGUACCCUCCACUUGUCCAGAUGGAUUCAAGAUCCUUAUGAAGCAAACAUGGCAAAGCAAGCCACGGAAUCGACCUUCUUUUCGACAGACACUUAUGCACCUUGACAUAGCAUCUGCUGAUGUUUUGGCUACUCCCCAGGAGACUUAUUUCAAGUCUCAGGCUGAAUGGAGAGAAGAAGUAAAGAAGCACUUUGAAAAGAUUAAAAGUGAAGGAACUUGUAUACACCGGUUAGAUGAAGAACUUAUUCGUCGUAGAAGAGAAGAACUCAGGCAUGCCUUGGACAUUCGUGAACAUUAUGAAAGAAAACUUGAAAGAGCCAAUAAUCUGUACAUGGAACUCAGUGCCAUCAUGUUACAGUUGGAAGUUCGUGAAAAAGAGCUCCUCAAACGGGAACAGGCUGUGGAAAAAAAGUAUCCUGGAACUUAUAAGCGUCAUCCUGUCAGACCAAUCAUCCAUGCUAAUGCAAUGGAAAAAUUAAUGAAGAGAAGAGGACUCUCCCACAAACCUGGUGGGCAGACUAAACGGCCUGACUUGCUAAAAUCUGAUGGCAUAUCCAACACUGAAGUGGCCCCUAGUGGCUCUCCUCUCUCAGGGAGUCCUAAAAUGACAACAGUUAGUAGCAAAGGACGUUAUCGCAGCAAACCACGCCACCGGCGAGGAAAUAGCAAAGGCAGUUACAAUGAGUUCACUGGAGUCUUGAAAAAUCAGCCAGCACAGGAUGACUUGGGCCAGCCAACUCACCAUCAUCCCCACCAUCCCCAUCAUCACCUUCGACUUAAUAUACAUGGACAAGAUAUAGCCAGUUGCGCUAACAACUUACGAUAUUUUGGUCCUGCUGCUGCCCUACGCAGCCCUCUUAGUAAUCAUGCCCAACGGAAGAUGUCUGGCUCUAGCCCUGAUCUUAUCUCUGCUGCUAUGGAAGCCGAUUCAAGGAGAAAUCUGGAGGUAAAGAAAGAUGGAGAGAAUAAAGCUGAUUAUUGGGAAUGCUGUCAAACAGAUACAUAUAAUCUCUGUCCGCAGUGCAGACUGGGAGCAAAUGACUCAAAUCAACAACAAUCCCUUGAUCCAGGGCUAGAACAGCCUGAAGGACCAUUGUAUGAUUCAGUUUGUGCAAAUUCGGAGUUUCCUGCAAAGAAUAAAGAAGGUGAAUUCAGCAGCCACAGGUCAGUGUCUCCUCUUGGCUCCUCUCAUCUUGCAAGCACUCCAGGACUGCUGGGUAAAACUCGAUCCAUUCCGAAGAGUGGUGAUGAUUCUUCAGAAGAAGAAGGAGAAGUAGAUAGUGAAGUGGAAUUUCCACGGAGACAGAGGCCACAUCGUUGCAUCAGUAGUUGCCAGUCCUAUUCGACCUUUAGUUCUGAGAACCUCUCCGUCUCUGAUGGGGAAGAGGGCAAUACCAGUGACCAUUCCAACAGUCUGGAUGAGCUGGCUAAUAGACGGGAAGAUUGUUUGGCUGAGAAGUUUGACGACAUGCUGUCACAAACUCCAGAAAUCCCCAUUGAGAUAUCUACUCAGUCUGAUGGACUUUCAGAUAAAGAGAGUGCUGUACGCAGGGUGAAAACACAGAUGUCACUUGGCAAAUUGUGUCCAGAGGAUCGUGGUUAUGAGAAUCCUGGGCAGUUUGGAGACUCAGGUGGUGAAUCUUCAGAAGAAGACUGUUCUGAUGCGACCGUGAGAACCAGUAAAGUUUGCAACUCUGCAACCUUGUAAUGAUAAAUCUCCUUUAGCCUCAUUAAUCAACUGGCAUUUUGAUUCCACUCAGAAAAAAACUUUUUCAUUCCAUCUUUGAGAAGUUGCUUCUUCACCCCAUCAACUAAAUGAUCUGCAAUAACUUGAAUCUUUGGAGAAAUGUUCUGAUGAAUUGGUUUCUCAAUGAGCAUUUCAAUCAUGAAUGGCAGGGAUGUAUUUUAUUGAAUAAUUGAACUAUUGUACCAUAUUUUUGGCAUUUUAACACUUUUUACUGAACAAAAUGAUCACUCUCCAUAGGCAAAUAAUUGGUUACAAAAAUAGAAAGAAAACUGAAAAAGAAUCAUUUUGAUUUUUAAGAGAGCAUAUAUAGACAGAAUAGAAUUUGUCAUUACUUGGCCAUAUGGCUCCGAAGGGCUGACAGGUUAAAAACACAGCAACUUCAUUGAUUUCGUUAAAACAGUGCAUGUGAUAAUCUAUGAGUAAAAAGUCAUUUGUAUAACCAGUGUAACUUUUUCAAAAUAAAAUAUUCACAUUCCAGGGAAAAAGUAUCUGACAUGCUGUUCCUCAGCAUAAGAAAAUGGAAACUAAUGGUUUUCAUUUUAAAAUUUAUUUUAUUGUUAGUCGAUUGCAAAAUCUUACAACUGCAAUUACAGUUUCUCUCCAUAUCAUCAUCAUACUAGUGUGAGGACAGCAGAUAAGAGUACUGAAAGAUUGAUGGAUAGAUGUUAAAAUGGUUAGUUGGUUCCUUCAAUUAAAAAUACACGUGUCAAUGCUGAAGAACUUACAAGCCAUGGAAAAUAUAUUUUAUGUAUCCUGAAGACUUUCCUGAAGAAAGAAAUUAGAACUCUUCCCCCUGUAGCUGGGGGAUGGUCCAGCUUCGGCCACACCACUUGUCUUCCUACUGUUUUCACUAAUAUGGUUUUGAUAGGAGAGAACUGGUCACUUAUUAAGCUUGUUGAAAAGUUACAUAACUUUUUUUUUAAAAAAAAGACAAUUGAUGAAAAUGCUCUUUGAGAUGGGCUUGAAAGAAUAUUAAGUCAUAUUUGUAUUGUGGAUUCUGGACUGGUAUGCCUUUUUCUUUUUUUACAAAUAUGAUUUAUCAUUCAUUCAAUUUCCUAUAAUUAAAAUGUUCAAGAAGAGCAAAGCAAGUAGCACUGGCUUUCAAAUCAAAGUAUUAAUCAUUAUCUUUCAAUGCUUCCUUCCUUCAUCAUGUUGGCUAAAGAAUGACAUUAAGAAAGAAAGCCUUUUGGCGAGUGUAGCAAGAUUUAAGUUAGUAUCAAAUGCACCCUUCAGCCCAUCUGCAGAAUGAAAGGCAAGCAUGGGUUGAUAUUGUGCUGCUGUUUGUUUACAUUUGAUUUGAUAUGAUUUUGUAAAAAAAGAUUAAUAGCCUAGUGACAAAAUGUAGGAAAAUUCUUUACUAAUAUCGAAGAACAGUAUUGUAUGAGUUAAAUUAUUCCAUACUUUUAAAAAUUCUGUAGCUGGACUACAUGAAUCAUAAAUUAUUUCAUUAUUUAUUAUAAUUUCUGUAGAUUGAUGAUAGGGCUUGUUGUACUGCAGCAUGUCAGUCCUAUUUCAGCUAUGUUGUGGCCUAAUUCCAGGAGGAAUAGUAACCAAAGUGCUCUACUUAUAAUGCAAUUUAAUAAUCUAACACAGGCCACACUGAUUUUACUCAAUUGCAGCAGCCUAUGGAAAGCAAACGUGGCAUAGUCUGAUAAAAAUUGCAUGUGCCGUGAGUGUAAAGUAUAUAAGAAACAAAUGAUGCUUCAGCAUGCAUUAGGUUCCCUGUUGCAGUCCAUAACACUGUGAGAUAGUCAGAUUGAAAUAUAAAAGAAUUCAUACCUGCUCACUUGAAGUGGCAUCUCCUGCUAAAAUAAGAGAUUCCUCAAGAUUUAUAUCAGAGUGAACCGAGUUUUGCGUGUUCUGAACAAAAUUGCUUGUUGUGAAUUCUCUGCCUAUUUUCCGAAAGAGGAACUACUUUUUUAGGGAGAACUAUAUGCUGUUGAUACUACACUCCCCAUCAAUGCCAUUCCAAUUAUAUAUGGGCCCAACUGUCUAGGAAGAUUGCUGCAGCUGCCAAGUCCAUGGCAAAUCCCUAAUUUAGAAACAUUAUUUGGUGCUUGAUCUAGGCACAUUUUUUUAAACUGACAAGAACAACUAUCACACAGCCUUUUUUUAAAAAAUGGCAAAAUACAAGCGUCAGCAUUGACAAAAUGCUACAUGCUGUUUUUCCCCUGAUAUGAAGCAGUUAAGAUUGCUAUUUCAGUGCUAACAUUAGCCCACUAUUUCUUCUAUGAGAAGUUCCACACUAAUGCCUUGCUACCCUGAAAAAGAGUACAGUAGUGUAGGGCUUAUCAAUUUGGCAGGCAAAAAUUAUCCGGGAUCCUGGAAAAAGGAUUUUCUUGUGAUAAUUUAAUUGCAGAUAUUGAACAUAGAAUCUCAUGCAUGCAAAGCAUGUCUUUUACCAAUCUAGUAGUUUCUUCCCAGAAGUUUCUACAUUAGUGGAGAAUGUGUCCAAUUUAAUUAUCUUUGUUGUAGAUACUGGUUGUUUCUUUUUUGGUAUUUGCACUUAUCCUGAUAUCCAAUGACAUGCUGUACAAUGUAAGUCUUCAAGACACUAUUUUAUGAUUCAAGAAAUAAUUAGGAUGAGUAUCCAGUAGGGUUUUCAAAGUCUUAUGUUCUCCUGCUAAUGUGUAGCCUGUGUAUCUCAUUAGACUGAAGAAAUAGUGUUUUAACUUGCUUAUAUCCAAAGAGUCUAUUUAUUAGAAGGCACUGGUUUAAGAAGCAAAAUAAAUUUAAGAAUGUAAUAUCUAGCAGAAACUUUGGAUGAGUCUUAAUAUUUGUUAUUGAUCAAUUUACAAACAUUCCAAAUGGCCAGAAAUCCAUGGUUUGGUUUAUUAAAUACAAUAAAAGAAUUCUUCUAGAUACAUUUUUACCAAAUUAUGUCUAAAAAGUUUGUUCAACUGUGAACAAGCAGAAAAACUUUUGAAACUGAAAAUUUAGCCAUAAUUUUAGCGAUCAUCCUACUUUUCCCAGUUCAAUUGUUCUAUUUAUCACUUCUAACUUCAUAGCAUUCCCUAAAGCACAAAUUAAAAAUGUCUUAACAAAUAUAGUCUCACAGUAGCAAAGAGAUUCAAAUUAAGCAGUGUCAUUGCUGAUAAUAGUUAAACUGACAGCUGGGCUAGAUGUUAUAAUCACUGUGGGAAUACAGUCAAUACAAAAAGUUCUCCUUCUGUUAUAAAGUUAGGUACAUAGGCAAUAGUUAUAUUCAACAAUGAUGUAGCCUGACUCUAAGCAGAGAUGUUGCUUGUUGUGUUAUUACAACAGACCUGUGCAUGUUUUGUUUCAAGAACGAUAGAAUAAUUAAUUCUAAACUUUGGAUGUUGAUAAAAUCCAUUUUAAAUAUUGGUCCAACAUACAUAGUUGAUAUUCUAGUAUAUGCUGGUUACCUUUUUAAAGCUUUCUCUUAAAUGUGAAGAUUAAACAUUUCUUUUAAAUAUGGAAACAUUCUCAGGUAAAUUUGGGCAUUUUAAAAAGCUUGCUGUAUUCUGUCGCCCCAAUAAAAAAUACUAUUUUGGCUAUUGGAGCAUUAGUUCACAGCACUAAAUAUUAAGAGAUAUGAUCAGAACUAUGGGAAUAGAUACUAAGAAACACAGAAUAUUAACUCUUUUUUCCUAGGAAGCAAGAGUUCUGUUUACUGGAAGGGAGCCACCAUGUUUUUUCACAUAUUAUACUUAAUUUCAUUCACAGAACCAGCUAGCACAAAAAAUGAUGCAGUUUUGUAAUAGGAAAGGGAAAUAGUACUGUUAUUGUUGUAUUAAUUCUUUGAUAGAAUUUUACAUACAAAGGAAUAGUAGAAUCUAGAUUUAGUUCUUAAAUUUUUCAAACCAAAAGCCAUAAAUCAUUUCAUUCAGUUUAUGACACAGUAUUGCCAUGUGUGAAUUAGUGUGCGUUUUCUUGCUGUGUUAUGACUGUUCUGUGCAAGGGCAUUACAAUAUUGUAAUUACCUGAUGAAAGUGUCAGGUCAACAGUGGCACAGCAUAAGAAUAAGCAAUGCAAACCAGAGAUAAGCUUUUGAUUGAAAAGCCUUCUUUGGCAUAUUUUCAAGAUUCUUACUCUCUAUUCUUACUUGCUGGGUCCAGUUAUGGUACAAUCAAUAUGUUGGCUAAUGGUUAGUAGAAAUUAUUAUGUUUAUAUGUCAUACAGAAUUAUAAUUUUAUCUUCUGUGCUGUCUUUUCUCCCUACUUUGAGGCGAACUUGAUUUCUUUUUGUAUUGAACAGUGAAUAACAAUUGGGAACAAAUGACUAUCAAAUAGAUGCAUGGAAUAAAAAGCCAGUGUACCUCA
Molecule: messenger RNA, 7413 nt
Organism: Pseudonaja textilis
Lineage: Eukaryota; Metazoa; Chordata; Lepidosauria; Squamata; Elapidae
Gene: MAP3K13
Product: mitogen-activated protein kinase kinase kinase 13
Biological process (GO): JNK cascade; protein autophosphorylation
Cellular component (GO): cytoplasm
Molecular function (GO): MAP kinase kinase kinase activity; ATP binding
Source: RefSeq, a predicted model, not a curated record